Molecule: messenger RNA, 1317 nt
Organism: Parascedosporium putredinis
Lineage: Eukaryota; Fungi; Ascomycota; Sordariomycetes; Microascales; Microascaceae
Source: the annotation of a GenBank genome assembly
AUGGCCCUCCGCGCUUCCUUCCGGUCCUCGCUCCGACCCCAGGCGCUGGCCCGCCAAUGCCUCGCCCCGACCGCCGUAGCGAGCCCGGGAUUCCUUUUCCAGGCUCGGUGCCAGUCCUCCGCCGUGCCCAACCCCGACCCUGCGCCCGGCUCUCCUUCCGCCAAGGCCAUUGCCGAGAAUGAGUCGUACAUGGUGGCCACCUACGCCCGACCCACGCCCGUCUUCGCCCGCGGCGAAGGCGCGUGGCUGUACGAUGUGGAGGACAGGAAAUACUUAGACUUCACGGCCGGUAUCGCCGUCAACUCGCUCGGCCACUGCGAUCCCGAGUUUGCUAGCAUCAUUGCUGAGCAGUCCAAGACCCUCGUUCACGCCUCCAACCUCUACCACAACCCCUGGACCGGCGCCCUCUCCAAGCUCCUCGUCGAAAAGACCCGCGAGGCCCAGUGCAUGCCCGGCCUCUCCUCCGUCUUCGUGUGCAACUCGGGCUCCGAGGCCAACGAGGCCGCCCUCAAGUUCGCCCGCAAGGCCGGCAAGGUCACCGACCCUUCCGGUGCCAAGGUCGAGAUCGUCGCCUUCCGAGGCGGCUUCCACGGCCGUACCAUGGGCUCGCUGUCCGCCACCUGCAAUCCCAAGUACCAGGAGCCCUUCGCCCCCAUGGUUCCCGGCUUCCGGUACGGCGAUAUCAACGACGUUGCUGCCGUCGACGCGCUCGUCACCCCCACCACUUGCGGCGUCAUCGUCGAGCCCAUCCAGGGCGAGGGCGGCAUCAACGCUGCCAGCGAGGAGUUCUUGGUCAAGCUCGCCCGCCGAUGCAAGGAGGUGGGCGCCGUGCUCAUCUACGACGAGAUCCAAUGCGGCCUGUCCCGAACCGGUACCCUGUGGGCCCACGCCGACCUCCCCAAGGAGGCCCACCCGGAUAUCUUGACCACGGCCAAGGCUCUCGGCAACGGCUUCCCCAUCGGCGCUGUCCUCGUCACCCAGGACGUUGCCGAUAAGAUGAAGGUUGGCGACCACGGCACCACCUUUGGCGGAAACCCCUGGCCUGCCGCCUCGCCCACAACAUUGGACGGCUUCGAGGCCCUGCGCGCUCGCUUCCCCGACCUCAUCUCCGAAGUCCGCGGCCGCGGUCUCAUCCUCGGCCUCCAGCUCAGCCAGGACCCCAACCCCAUCAUCAAGGCCGCUCGCGAGAGGGGUCUCCUUGUCAUCUCCGCGGGGAGCAACACCCUCCGCUUCGUCCCAAGCCUUCUCAUCACCGAGGCUGAGAUCAAGGAGGGUCUCCGAAUCCUCGGAGACGCCAUUGCGGCCACCCGCUCUUGA